Molecule: messenger RNA, 4322 nt
Organism: Passer domesticus (house sparrow)
Lineage: Eukaryota; Metazoa; Chordata; Aves; Passeriformes; Passeridae
Gene: HMGA2
Product: high mobility group AT-hook 2
Exons: 6
Coding region: 760-1089 (109 amino acids)
Biological process (GO): regulation of DNA-templated transcription
Cellular component (GO): chromatin; nucleus
Molecular function (GO): transcription coregulator activity; DNA binding
Source: RefSeq, a predicted model, not a curated record
AGCCCCCCAUCGCCGGGUUUUCGCUCUGCCUCCUCCUCUCUCUUUUUUUUUUCUUUCUUUUUUUUUCCCUACAGCCCCCUCCUGGUUUUUCCACCCACGGGUAAAGGUGGCUUUUCUUUUCUUUUCCUUCGUUUUUGUUGUUGGUUUUGGGCUUUUUUUCCCUCCCUUAACCCUCAUCCUAGUUUAGUCCGUGGGCAGGACUCGCAUAAUAAUAUUUCCAGUCCCAGGAGCUCGCAUCACAGACACGAACCCAGGACCGCCCCCCCCUUUUUUUCCCUCCCAAUCUCCCAAAUCGUUUUAUUAUUAUUUUUAAAUGAUCGCUCCUUUUGCGCGCUGCUCCCGCUGCUGCCGAAAUCCCCGUCUUCCCAGGGUGCAUGCUUCUGGCAAGAUUGUGCAGUGUUCUCAGUCCAUUUUCAGUGUGUCUUAUCUUAAUUUGUCCUGAUCCGAUCUAAGCGCGAUAGCCACCACUUGCUUUCAAUUUGUAGGACUUUUUUUCCUCUUCUUGGUUUGCUCCCGACUACCCUCGGACUAUUUCCCUCUCUCCUUGCAUUUCCAGGGCUGCAAUUUACUCUGCCUUUUUUUUUUUUUUUUAACCUCUCCUCUUUUGAAUUGCUUCAUGUUACUAACCAUUCCUAAAUUCACCAGGACGUCCGGUGUGGUGGUGGCAGCGAGCAGCAAAAGCAGCAAGAGCUCGUUUUGAUUCCCCCCCUUCAAGGUGCUUUGGAGAGACUGGUUUCAGGCUGAGCAGCAGAAGUCACGAUGAGUGCACAAGGUGAGGGACCCGGUCAGCCUUCCACUGCUGCCCAGGAGCAACCUGCAACCGCAGAGCCUCAGAAGAGAGGACGAGGCAGACCCAGGAAACAACCACAAGAACCAACUGGUGAACCAUCUCCUAAAAGACCAAGAGGAAGACCCAAAGGAAGCAAAAACAAGAGUCCCUCUAAAGCAGCUCAGAAGAAAGCAGAAGCCACUGGUGAAAAGCGACCUAGAGGCCGGCCCAGAAAAUGGCCUCAACAAGUGGUUCAAAAGAAGCCUGCUCAGGAAGAGACUGAAGAAACAUCCUCACAAGAAUCUGCAGAAGAAGACUAGGAGAUCACACCAUGCAAUUUCUACCUCAUCAGCAGUUGGGUCUUUUGAAGGGAGAAGACACUGCCUUGACCACUUACUUUCUAUUGCCAUGGUCUUUCCACUUUUGCCUGGGGAAAAAAAAAAAUCACAUAACCUUAAAAAGGAUUUGACUAAUCAUCUUCUUUGUAAUCCCUUCACAGUCCCAGGUCUAGUGAAAAACUGCUGUAACACAAAGGGGACACAGAUUAACGAUGCAACUUUUAAUUACUGUUUUCUUUUUUCCUAACCUACUAAUAGUUUGUUUGAGCUGCUAAGUAAGGGUGACUGGGUCAAGAAGAGCUCCAAAUCAGGUUUAUGUCAUUCACUGCACUGCGUAUAAACAAGAAACUUGUAAGAUAGUCAUUAUAAUGGGCAUUGAAAUAGGAAAGGCUGGGUGUGUAACACUUACGCCUUGCAACACUUCCAGCAACCCACUCCCUACUUAGUGAACUCCCUGUUUUAGAACACCAAAGAUAGGGGAUAGAUACUAUUCUUUUUCUUUUGUAACCUUCUUGUAGACUUGUACUUGAUUUUUUUUUUUUUUAAGACUUACUAUUAUUUUGGGGGGAAAAAUGAAAGCUGAUCUUUCAUUUCAUUCAGCUGGUAAUCAGAAGAAAGAAAUCAGUAUGGAAAGGUACUUUCAUUUUGCAAAAGGGAAGAAAGACAAAGAUACGUUGUAUAGUUAUAGAUACAAACAUAUCAGCACAAGCAGUAGGAAACCAAAUGAACAGUCCUUACCAUCUGGUUAAUAGGAAGCCAAGGAGUUGGCUUUCUUAGAGCCAGGAGUUUUCUAUGGAAACAAAAAUGACUGACACCACUGUUAUGCCAUUAAUGAGUAAGUCUUUAUUGAUAAAAGUCUUUUAAAACAUACAGAAAGGUACCUAGAAAUUAAUCAUACAUUUAUCUGAACAAAAAUAAUCCAGAUUUUUGCUUAGUUUCUACUAAUUCCACUUGCCCUGUACCAGUAUUUUGAAAGAAUUGAAUCUUUCCUCAUUACUCAUCAGUCACAAUGUAAAAUGAACACCAUGUACCUCAGCUAAGCUCGUGCGUUACGUUAAGCAAUGUAUUCUGACAUAGGAUGGUUCACUGAGCACCUCUGUGCCAGUGGCAUUUCUCCAUCUUUUCAUUCAAAGCAGCACUUUUAGCACCAGAUGCAAUAUUACCCCACUAUUCAAUACUACCUCUGAUUUUUGCAAGUAACUCAACAGACUGAUAAAUACAUGCUGCUAUACACAUUCAAUGCAGAAAAUUUUUACUGGGUAGAUAAUCAUGAGUAUCUGCAUUUUCCCCUUAUUUCUAUUUCAACCUUUUUUGCAGUUAAGGAAGCAAUGUCUUUUUUGUGUUUCAGCAUGACUAUGUGUUUUUCUUUCACUUGGUUUGUUUGAUUUUUUUUCUUUUUUUUGUGUGUGGGUUUUUGGUUUAUGGUUUUGUUUCGUUUUAUUUUAUGUACUUACUCUAUUCUCUGCUAGACUUCCGUGUAAUGUACUGUUAACUUGAAUAUAUUUUUGUAUUGAAUUGCUGAUAGGUUUGUGAGGAUAAUUUUCUGCAAGAACACUACAUGACAGAAAAAAAUUUAGCUGUAAAGUUUAAAUAUUACUGUCCAAGUUCGUACCUCAAAUGAAUUGUUUAAAGAAAUGGACUAAUUGAUUGACAAAGACCUACCUCCAGACUUUAAAUGGAAUGAACUUGUUACUUUCAGUUUUAAGAGUUUGAAACAGUUUUAAGACGUUUGAAACAGUUAGGACUGCAACUAAUCCCUAAUUCAAAAUUAUUUUUGUAAAAUAACUUGUGGAAAGUGAACACAUUUAAAAUUACUUUCGUAUUAAAAAUAAAAAAAUGAACAAAAAAACCUUCAAAGAAACUUGAAGCUUUGUAGGUGGGAAGCAACAAGCUCAGCUUUUGCAUAAUGCAAUCACAAAUAUGUGUUUUUUAAAAAAAUUAGUAGAUUGUAAGAAAAUACUUGACAAGUAUUUUCGUGUAUUUUACACAAAUGUGAUUUUGUAAUAUGUUUCAGCCAGAUUUAUUUUAAAUGCUUCUUAUGUAGAGGAUUUUUAUUCUCCCAUCUCUCACUUUUGUUGUUCUUUCUCUCUCUCUCUCCCCCACCUCCAAUUUCAUUUUCUCUCUUUCUGUUUUAUUUCCCUUCUUCCUCUCUUUCCUAGUCAGUACUUUGUACCAUUGUGUUAAUAACUGGGCCAGGGGUAGUUUCUCAGGAAGGCGUCUGUUGGUGUGGCUUUAGCAGGAGCCAAGUGUAGUUAAGGAUAACGACUCUAGCAUGGAGCCAAGUGCAGGAUAACGUUAAGGAUAACAACAUACUGGCUUCUUCCAAGAGGCAGUGUCCAGAAGUACGGACCUCCGCGAAAGGCUGUGCAGGGUUCAGUGGUGGGAAUUGCUGGGAAAGAGCUGAUUGGAAUAUUACGACUAGACAUGAAAAUAUCAGGUGAAAGAGAAAUAAUCCUAGCUAUAAGUAGCUCUAACAGGCCAAAUCCAGUGUCACUUGAAGGCAGUAAUGGGAAUUUUGCUGACUUCAAAGGGCAUCAAAUCAAGCCUUAGCAAGUCCCUUUUGGGGUCUGAGGGGUUUUGUUGCAUUUUUUAAAGCCACGGUAUUCAGUGGAUGACACAGAAAUAAUUGCUCUGUGUGUCACUCUUCAACCUCUGAGAGACUUACCACUCUGAUGAACUGAAUCUUACAUUUUCUAUAUAUUGUAGUACAAUCAAAACACAUUACUACCUCUUAGGGCCUACUAUACCUCAUUUUUUCAGACGGAAAAAUUGCAUGUGGCCAUUGAGUCAGUGAGAACAUCAUAAAAUUUUUUUAUAUAUAUAGUUUAUUUUUGUGGGAGAUAAAUUUUAUACGACUGUUCUUUGCUGUCAUUGGUCACUGCUAACUAUGACUGGACAUGUAACUCUUCUACCAUUUCUGCAAGAGAGGUGUGUUUGCAGGAAAAAAAAAUUGCUUCAAGAUGUUGAACUACAGUUUACUUUUCCUUUUGAGUGUCUUCUAACUUUUUGCUUUGUUCUUCAUGUAGAGUUGCUGUCUAUGAUUGUACUUCAAAUUGCUUGCUUGUUGAAAAUGUUCCUUUAAUGGUUUAUCACAGUCUGUUCAGCACAAUAAACAUAAUAGCCUCUGUGAUCCCCAUGUUGCUUGAUUCCUAGACUUUGUCACAGUUCCAUAAAAUGGGUAAUAAAGUUUGGUCACGAUGACCAAAUUUGUAAAA